AUGGCGGAGUCCAAGGAGGAGGAGUACGUGCACCGGGUGUACAAUGAGAUCGCUACGCAUUUCUCGGAGACGCGCUACAAGCCGUGGCCGAUCGUAGAGGCGUUUCUGAAGGCGCAGGCCUGCGGCAGUGUCGGGUUGGACGUUGGGUGUGGCAACGGCAAGUAUCUGGGGGUCAACCCGGGCGUCUUUCUGAUAGGGUCAGACCGCUCGGAGGGCCUGAUCGGCUGUGCGCAGUCAAUCUGCGCGGCGUACAACGUGUUGGUGGCCGACGGGCUGCAUCUGCCGCACCGCGACGGGACGUUUGACUUUGCCAUCUCCAUUGCCGUCGUGCACCACUGGGCCACGCGAGAGCGCCGGAUCGCGGCCAUCCGCCAUAUUCUUGCGAAGCUGCGCGACGGCGGCGAGCUGCUCGUGUACUGCUGGGCGCUGGAGCAGCGUGGCUCGCGUAGGGGCUACCACGAGGGCAUGGACCAGGACGUGCUCGUGCCGUGGGUGCUCCAGCGGAAGCAGCAGCCGCGGCAGAGCCGGCCCAAGGCCGUGCCGCCAGACCUCUCAGGCGUGCCGGCUGCCGAGCGCGAAGCCCACCUCGAGCGCUGGCGCCGGGAGCAGCGGGAACUACGUGCCCGAGAAGAGCCGGCAGCUGCCGGCCCUGCCCCCGAGCAGGCGGACACCAAGUACAGGUACUACCAUCUGUACCGCGAGGGCGAGCUGCAGGAGGACUGCCAGCUGGCAGGAGGCGUUGUGCUGAGAGACGGCUACGAAAAGGACAACUGGUACGUGGUUGUGCAGAAGCCUCAUCGACAGCCCGUGGUAACCUAG
Eremothecium gossypii ATCC 10895 is the source of this 819-nucleotide messenger RNA. It is a transcript of the gene TRM9, whose product is annotated as tRNA (carboxymethyluridine(34)-5-O)-methyltransferase. Lineage: Eukaryota; Fungi; Ascomycota; Saccharomycetes; Saccharomycetales; Saccharomycetaceae. Gene Ontology annotation, molecular function: S-adenosylmethionine-dependent methyltransferase activity; tRNA binding. The transcript has a single exon. The record is from RefSeq and is marked provisional. Gene Ontology annotation, biological process: tRNA wobble uridine modification. Gene Ontology annotation, cellular component: nucleus; cytoplasm. Bases 1 to 819 code for a protein of 272 amino acids.